AUGUCGAAAGCUAAAGGAGCCUUUGCCACCUUACUCUCGAGUCCGACUUACGUCGCAGGCACACUUGUCCUCGAUUAUACGUUGAGGGAGGUAGGGUCUAAAUACCCGCUUGUGGUUAUGGUCUCCAGCGGAGUGCCAAAGGAAUGCCUCGAUGUCCUUGCAAUACGAAAAAUAAAGACGAUACCUGUUGAGAGGCUCACACCGAAGGUGGAGGGCUCUGCUAUUCUGGACGAAAGGUUCUCGGAUACUUGGUGCAAACUUGCGGCUUUCAAUUUAGUAGACUACGAGCGAGUCGUAUUAUUGGAUUCGGACAUGAUAGUUCGGAAGAGCAUGGACGAGCUCAUCGAAAUGCCCCUUAAUGAUGGCUGGAUAGCAGCUGUGCAUGUAUGCGCGUGCAACCCUCGAAGGAUCGACUAUUACCCAGCAGAUUGGAUCCCAGAGAACUGUGCCUUUUCGAGCAUUCCAUACCCACCUGAGAUCAAAGAAGGCUGCCCGCGCCCAUACACGCUCUUAAACUCCGGUACCGUCGUCCUCACACCAUCGACGCAGACGUUCAGAGAAAUCGAACAUCAUCUAGCUACGUCUCCUUCAGUAGAGAAAUACCGCUUUCCUGAUCAGGAUCUACUUGCGGAGUUCUUCUACGGCAAGUGGAAGCCUCUACCCUACACGUUCAAUGCACUCAAGACACUGCGCGUAAUCCAUGAGAAACUCUGGCGGGACGAAGACAUCCGGUGUGUCCAUUAUAUUCUGGGGGACAAGCCCUGGAAGAAAAGGCCGAAUCGUGAGGAAGGGAAGCAGGGUCCUCACUAUGAAGUGAAUUCGUGGUGGUGGGACGCUUAUUUCCGACUUCAGAGAGAAAUCGAAAGGGUGAGGACGGAAGACAACGAGAAGGCUUUGGGGUAUGUAGAACAGUAUGUUGCGGCGUAA
Messenger RNA from Fomitiporia mediterranea MF3/22, 927 nucleotides. Its product is annotated as nucleotide-diphospho-sugar transferase. The record is from RefSeq and is a predicted model, not a curated record. Bases 1 to 927 code for a protein of 308 amino acids. Gene Ontology annotation, molecular function: glycosyltransferase activity. Lineage: Eukaryota; Fungi; Basidiomycota; Agaricomycetes; Hymenochaetales; Hymenochaetaceae. The transcript is spliced from 4 exons.